AUGUCGAGUAAUGUUUUUCGUUCUUUUGGCCAAAACUCGAUGAGAAGAACAACUGGGUUUAGGGAGAAUUCGGAAAAUGGGGAUCUUAAUGGCCAAGAUGUUUCCAUGACCUCGUUUUCUAUAGGGAAUAAUAAGACUCAAUCGCCCACACAUUUUGCCACGUCAUCAUUGCUAAUGAGAAAUGGGAAUAGUAGUAUAAGCAAUGCAAAUAAUGCUUGGGCAUAUUCAUCAUCUAGAGGUGGGAAUUCCCAAAGAGGAGUAAGUACAGUAGGACCAUCUUCAAUGACUGGAAAUAUGAACUCAGCUGCUGCAUCAUCGUCAAAAGGUAGAAGUAUUUCGGAUAGCAGAAGAGAGGGUUUAAAAACAAUAUUAACAUUUUUGAGUAAGAGAGGAUACCCAAAUCAGAUAAAUCCAAAGACUUUAAAUAGUCCAACAAGAGCUUUAUACUUGGAAGUUUUACAAUUUAUAAUAAGUCAAUAUGAUUCAAGAAUAAAGAUAUCUAAGCCAGAUGAUGAGAUUCCAAGAUUUUUUAAAGAUAUCGGAUAUCCUAUAACGAUAAAUAAAACUACUAUAAUAGCACCAGGAGCUCCAAAUACCUGGCCACAACAUAUUGCAGCAAUGACGUGGCUUUGUGAGUUAUUAGAUUAUGAACAAGCCAUUUUUCCACAUUUGAAUUAUAGCAAGGAUGGAGAAUUUGGAGGUUACAUGGCGGAUACAUCACUAACAAGUACUUUGUCUAAUAUUUUUCAACAUGCAAAUUCGAAUAUUUCUAAUGGUUUUACAAAUUUUGAAGGAAAUAACGGUAAUUUAGAUUCGUCAAAGUUAUUAUCUCAGACAUUGAAUAGAAGGUUAAAUGAGAGCUAUAAAUUAUUCCUAAAUGGCCAAAAUGAUGGUGGAUUAUUAAAUGAAACUUUGGAGGCUUAUUGUAGGGAAAGGAAGAAUCAGGCUCAGCAAGCAUUAGAAAAAAAGAAACACGAACUUGAACAAAUGAAUAUGGAAAUUCAAAAAAUUAACCACGAAUUACAAGAGGGAGAACUAUUACUACAAAGGAAUCACACACUUUCUCAAGACCUAUUAAAAAUGGAACAUGCUGUUGGCCAAUGCCAGAAUUCUAUCAGGCAAAUGGAAAAUUCUUGCAAUGAUGCAGAAAAUAUUUUGAACAUAAAAAAAAAAGAGUUGAGGGAUAUUGAAGAUGAAAUAGAAAAACUACAAAAGAGAAUUGCAAAUCAAGGAAUACAAAGGGAUGAUGUUUCCAGAGUUUAUCAGGAUAUGAAAGUUAAGAGGCAGACAAUAAGAAAUUUAAGAACAGAAAGAGAGAACACAGAAAAAGAAAACUGGGAAAUUGAGUUGUCUAUUGAAGAACAUUCAACUAAUUUGUUUAAUUUGAGCCGAGUCUGGAAUAGUAUAUAUCAGGAAAUCAUUAAUAUUACAUCUAAUGAAAUAAGAACAAAUGAAGUUUGUUCCUUUAAUUUACUUCAGCCAUUAUCUUUGAAUGUUUCAUAUUCAGGAAGCCAUGAUAAGUCAGAGGGAGUGAAUGGAAUAAUUGGACAGAAUUGGAGUAAUAUGAAACAUAGUUGCAAAAGGUGCAUUGUUGAGGUUGAAAUGUGGAAAAGAAAAUUGAAAACACAAGAGGUUCAAUUCAGUGAAAUAAUGAAGAGUACAAAGGAUACUAUAAUACAAAAGAAACAGGCAUGUGAUGCUUUGGAAAAAAAAAUCAAGAAUUUGGAUGGAGAUUUGACAGUUUGUGAUAAGAGAGAAAUGAGACAACUGGAGCAGAUUCAGGAAAAAGUAAGGAGCUACAAAGCAGAAUUUGAUCAGAAUAGGGAUGAGGCUCUAAAAAGGUUAGAAAAGGCAAAGAGCCGAAUUAUUCAACUUGAGCAACAAAGUAACCUUCAAGAAAGCCAUUCUAGAAAUGAAAUUAUCCAAUGUAAACAAGUUAUCCAAUCAGACGCUGAAGCAAUCUUCAAACUUAAGGAGUUUAUUGUUCAAAGUCUAUCAAAUUCUCUGAAUUCAAUUUCCCACUUAAAAAAUCAAACAAAGCUGAAAAAUAAUUCCAAGCUAAUUGAAGUAGAAAAAUGGAAAAAAUAA
Messenger RNA from Cryptosporidium ubiquitum, 2088 nucleotides. RefSeq names its product HEC protein. Gene Ontology annotation, biological process: attachment of mitotic spindle microtubules to kinetochore. The record is from RefSeq and is a predicted model, not a curated record. Gene Ontology annotation, cellular component: Ndc80 complex. The transcript has a single exon. Bases 1 to 2088 code for a protein of 695 amino acids. NCBI's taxonomy places the organism in Eukaryota, Apicomplexa, Conoidasida, Eucoccidiorida, Cryptosporidiidae.